This is a messenger RNA of Chara braunii, 1226 nucleotides long. Lineage: Eukaryota; Viridiplantae; Streptophyta; Charophyceae; Charales; Characeae. The record is from the annotation of a GenBank genome assembly.
CGGAUGGAGACAAAACCAGGGGAGGUAGAAGUGGUGAAGGCAGGGGUGGUAAAGUAGUCGGAAUGUGGGUAACAGACAACGAUAAAACCAGGGGAAAUAAAGGCGGUGAAGACGGGGGGGAUGAAGUCAGGGGUGGUGAAGUGGUUGAAGCAGAGAUAGGGGGGGCAGUCGUAGGUGAGACCCGAAGAGGGGACUCUGCAGGUGGUAAUGCAGGCAUGGCCACGAAUGCCAUGGAGGAACGCACCGAGACCACGGGCGACACAGCAGUUGCGGUGGUCACGGAUGCCAUGGAGGAACACACCGAGACCAAGGGUGACACAACAGCUGCGGUGGCACCGGAUGCCGUGGAAGAACACACCAAGACCAAGGGCAACACAACAGCUGCGGUGGCCACGGAUGCCAUGGAGGAACACACUGAGACCAAGGGCAACACAACAGUUGCGAGUCGAGUCUCUCUCGCGGAAUCAAUCGUAGAAGCAACCAAGGCCGAUGAAGAAGAGGCUGCGAACCGAAAAGGGGCAGCCAGGGUCACAAACGGCAUGGAAGGGGUUACUAAGACUGAUGAGGGUGCAGGUGCGGCAGACGCAGGUAAUGAAAAAGAGGCAGUGAUAGGUGUGACAGGCGCCGAUAAUGAAGAAGGGGCUGCAACAGGCACAGUCCGAGGACAGUGUGUGGAUACCAAAGAAAGCAGGUGAUGAAUAGACCAUCGAAGCAUGUUGCGGAACCAGUUGGAGAGGCGGGUCACGUGCGCAGGGCAGAUGUGUUGACGUUUACGAAUAUAGGAAGUCCAUCCUUUCGCAAGCGUUGUUGGAGAGUGCCCGCGAAAAAGCAUGCGGCGUGUGAGCAUCGCUGCUGCAGUUUUGAAAUCAUACCAGUUGUUGCAAACAUACUCAAACCUAGAAAGCUCGCCUGUAAACACUCCUGUCGGCUGGUGUGCAAGGACGUUAGAAGUAGCACUAGGAUAACGAAUAACAGGGAAAUUCGAUUCAGCUGAAAGACACGCAUACGCAGGGAACCGUCAGGGCCGACUUGGAGGCGUGCACCCAAGAAUGUGCAAGAGCCAUCAGGCGUUGUGGUCUCCUUCCAUUCGAGGCCAUAGUGCUCUGACGGUGGUGGCAGAUGUCCCCAUGAGAGCACAUCAUCGAUCAAGCGGUAUGUGAACGCAUACCGUUGAGCUGCACGAAGAUCACGCCGUUGGAGGUCAUCAACAAAUCGAGCCUCAUCCC